Molecule: messenger RNA, 1017 nt
Organism: Aspergillus terreus NIH2624
Lineage: Eukaryota; Fungi; Ascomycota; Eurotiomycetes; Eurotiales; Aspergillaceae
Exons: 2
Coding region: 1-1017 (338 amino acids)
Molecular function (GO): propionyl-CoA carboxylase activity
Source: RefSeq, a predicted model, not a curated record
AUGGCAGCAGAUAUAGGAUCAUUAUUCAACGCAGGCCCGGAAGUCGUCAAAGGAGCGACUUUUGAGGAAUCCCUCGAUUUCCAGACGCUGGGAGGCCCCAUGGUCCACUGCACUAACGGUACAAUCGACAACCUGGCCGCCAACGAGGCCGAAUGCUACGAGCAGAUCCGCACCGUGCUGAGCUAUCUCCCCAACAGUGGCCGCGAGGCGCCACCCGUGAUCCCCUGCACCGAUCCUGAAGAUCGCGAGGACAUUGCCCUGCGGUCGAUCAUCCCGCGCAAGCAAACGCGCAUGUACAACCCAUGGACGAUCAUCAACAGCGUCGUGGACCGCGACUCGUUCUUUGAGAUCGGGCCGCUUUGGGGCCGCACCGCCAUCGGUGGUCUCGCGCGGCUGGGCGGACGGCCGGUGGGCAUUAUUUCGCUGAACUGCGAGGUCAACAGUGGCGCGCUGGAUGCGGCUGGUAGCCAGAAGCUGACGCGGUUGUUGAAGCUGUGCGAUGUGAUGAACCUGCCCGUGUUGCAGUUCAUCGAUGUCCCGGGAUACGCUAUCGGAACGGUGGCAGAACGCACAGGAACCAUGCGCUGGGGCGUGGAACUGGGCAAGGCGUACCAUGCGACGACCAUGCCGAUCUUCAAUGUUAUUACGCGCCGCGCCUACGGUGUGGCGGGAGGACUGAUGAUCGGGGCGCGCGACCCUGUGAUGCAAGUCGCCUGGCCGUCGGGACAAUGGGGCUCUCUCCCGCUGGAGGGAGGUAUCGAAGUGGGCCAUCGACAUGAACUGCGCGAGGCCGAGAAGGUGGGCAAGAAAGCUGAGCGAUACCAGGAGCUAGAAGAGGAAUAUCGCCGACUCAUGAAUCCGGUGCGCACUGCGAAUGCGUUUGGCGUGGAGGAGAUCAUCGACCCCAAGGAUACUCGGCAGGUGUGCUGUGCGUGGGCGAAGCAUGUGUAUAAGGUCAUGAUGGCGGAGCGAUUGGCCGAUCGGGUGACGGGGAAGAUCCGCCCGGUGUUUUCUUAG